This is a messenger RNA of Thrips palmi, 3312 nucleotides long. RefSeq names its product PMS1 protein homolog 1-like. NCBI's taxonomy places the organism in Eukaryota, Metazoa, Arthropoda, Insecta, Thysanoptera, Thripidae. Bases 142 to 3249 code for a protein of 1035 amino acids. The record is from RefSeq and is a predicted model, not a curated record. Gene Ontology annotation, biological process: mismatch repair. Gene Ontology annotation, cellular component: MutLalpha complex. Gene Ontology annotation, molecular function: mismatched DNA binding; ATP-dependent DNA damage sensor activity; ATP hydrolysis activity. The transcript has 15 exons.
UGCUCGCGCGGGAGAAAGAAUGUAAACAUUGUACACCCCCGGGAGUUAAUUAAUCCUACCAAGGCUCAAUAAAAGUAGUUUCAGCGUUCUCUAACUGUUGCAUUGCUCUCGUAUUUUAGUCUAAACUGUCCGCUCUCCAACAUGUCACUUGCCCAACUUCCUGCUGCUACUGUGAAACUGAUCACAAGUUCUCAAAUUAUAACCUCCACCUCAAGCGCUGUAAAAGAACUUUUUGAAAAUGCUCUGGAUGCAGGGGCUACCUCCGUCGAAGUAAAAUUGAUAAAUUUUGGCUUGGACCGCAUCGAGGUUAAGGACAAUGGAUCUGGAAUUAGCAAAGAAAACACUACCUGCAUGGCACUUCCACAUUACACCUCUAAAAUUUCCAAUUUCACUGAUUUAGAGACACUUCAAACAUAUGGAUUUCGAGGUGAAGCUUUGAAUGCCUUGUGUCGGGUUGGACAAGUCACACUGACAACUGCUACAGCUUCCGACCCCAUGGCUACGGUUUAUACAUUGGAUUCGUCUGGAAACAUUUGUGGGACUAAACCAUCACAUCAUGUUCAAGGUACUACAGUGACAGUGUCAAAUCUCUUCAAAAACCUGCCAGUUCGACGCCAGCUAAUGGGUUCUAGUCGCAAAUCACAGGAAGAAUUAAAACAAGUUGAGUCUGUUGUGAAAUCUCUUGCAGUCAUCAAACCCAACGUCCGUGUUACUCUUUCUCAUAAUAAAUGUCUCAUAUGGCAAAAGACACAGUGCUCAAAUUUAUCAAAUUCUUUUGCCCAACUUGUGGGCUAUUCAACAAGUCAACAGAUGGAAAUGCUGUCCUUAAAAGUCAAUGAAGAGAUUUCUGUUGAAAUGCUUGUUCCCAAAAGGAACUGUGACAUUUCUAUGUUAGCUAAGUCAACUCCUGUUUUCUCUUUCAUUUUUGUAAAUGAAAGACCUGUGUUAAACAAAAAACUUAUCAAGGUCCUCCAUCAACAGCUAACAGUUAAAUUUAAAGACAAUUUCUCUCCCAGGAAAUUUGCAGUCUGUAUGUUUUCAAUAAGUGUAAUUCCAUCCAGUGUUGAUGUCAACUUGGAACCAAACAAGACUAAAGUUUUAAUUAAAGAUGAGGAUGUAGUUUUGAGUGAAAUUGAAAAGCAGCUUCAAAUCUACUACAGUGUUCCAUGUCCUGAAAAAGAAAUUGGUCCAAAUGAACCUGUGAGAGAGAAGAGGGAAGAUCUUGCCCAUUCACCACCAUUAUUGGAUUCUGAUGAAAGUGGUCCUACAAAGAAAAGGAAACUGGAAGAUGAAGAUACUUUGGAUGAUCUAGCAGUUUCAGCUGCACAUAAAACUCACCAGUUACCAGAAACUAAUGAAGCAUUGGAUUCGCUGAUAGAGUUAAUGGACUCAGACAAUGACUUUCUGGUAGCUGAAUCUGAAACAAAAAGAGUGGAGCCUGAUGAAAAAACUUCUCAGAGUUGUCAGCCGACAGGCAUAAUAGAUGAUAGACCUCAGAAGACGCAUAGCAAUAACAGUGAAUUUACAUUCUCCAGUGCUUGCUCUGUGACAGAAGCUUCUAGAGAAAAAGAAAAACUUGUCGACGAAGAUUUAAGAGACCCCAUGGAAGCUGAACAUUGCCACAUCAACAAUGAUGAUGCUGAUGGUGCUGUUUCUGCCUCAAAUCAUUUUGAACAACAGAAAUCAAAAAUUAACUCUGAAAGAAUUCAGGCUGAGCAAAUUCCAAAUGCAAAUGAACUGGGCAGUUUAUGGGAGGAUGUUUCCACUAAUGACAUUGAUGACAUGAGUGUGUGUCUUGAUGCCUUAGAAUUUGCGCCUGAGGCCUCUGCAGCAGACAAGUGCAAUAGGGCAGUGAAUGGACAAGGAGCUGGCAUCGUCGGAACAGUAGAGUGGAGCAUGGGGCAUGUGAGUCUACCUAAGGGGGACACCAUGAAGGGCUCUGGUGUUCUCAUUGGAAAACAACCAAGAAAUGCAGCUGAUAGGGAGGAAGUGGACACUGGUACAUACCAAGUGAAGCAGUUGGAUAUGUCUCCCACUGCGGCAUCUGUUGAAGACCAUCUCGAUGGCCCUUCUAUGGAAAGACACAACAAAACCACGUCUCUGAAGCUUGAAAGCCCACAGAAAAGUCCUAAGGCUUUCCUCUCACCAAAAAGUCCAAGUUUUGUUAGGUCUUCUGACCAUCUCAAUAAGACUUCACCGGGGAUGGAUAGUUCACUUCAGAGUGUUAGCAGUCAAAUGGGAAGAAGAGAGUUAGCUGCUUUCACCAAAUUUGCACGUGAAGCUCGUCCUCAAAUCAUCCUUGAAAAUCCUGGUAUUGCCUUUACACAUGUUGCAACAAUGCUGUCAGAUAAAUGGCAAUCCCUUUCUGAUACAGAAAAAGAGCACUAUGAAGAAAUUGCAAGAAAGACAGCUACUACAAAAAAGAUUUGGAAGACUGCAGAUAAACAGAAGAAAUUGGAGUGGGUGAAAAAGCUUCCAGAAAAACAGAAGAUUGCUAAGCCAUCAAGGCCCCCAAGGAAAGAAACACUAAACAGUAUAAGUGUAGAUGACAUCAGAGACAAAGUCUCUAAGGCAUCCUUGUCAAUUGAGAGAGGUCAACAAUUUUAUGAAAGCAAGUCAGGUAUUUGUCUGCUCGGACAGCUUGAGCCAAGCGGAACUUGGGUUUGUUUAGAAAAGUCUGUGUUGAGUAUCCUGAACCAUAGUCGAUUGCAAGAAGUGGUCAUUAAUCAUCGGCUCUUGAGCACAUAUGCUCUUCCAAUGAUACCCCUUCCCUCCAUUCAGCGUUUGGACCCAGUAAUUUUGGGUGAAGCAGCUUGGAAAGUCCUGGUGUCCCUCCCAUGUAAAUUUGACGAGUUAAGGCAAACCAGGGUUAUUUCUGCUGAUAUUAUUGCGAAAAAUGGUUUUAAAAUUGAGAUGUCCGGAGAUAAUCAACAUGCCAACCUAACCGAGGUGGCUCAGGCACUGAAUUAUUAUGGUGUGAAAGAACUCAAAGAGACACUAACACUUGGCAGUACUUGGUCUGUAGUAGAAUUAUUUGAUUGUCGCCCCCUCCGUGUGGCCAACCACAUCAAGAGUGAAGCAAUGAGAAUUUGUCGUAAAUCUCCAACAGCCCUGAGCCGAACAAUGGUUGAAGAACUUUUAGAGUACUGGAGAACUGUCAUGCUCCCUAAAGAUGUCAACUGCCUUCACGCCAAACCAAUUAUGGCCCCUUUAUACAACCUUGUUGAAAAGGCCAAGUUGUGUCCGUAAAUCUAUUUUACACUGUUUAUUUAUCUAGUUUUAAAAUGAAUCCAAAGUUUAAUUUUUGUUACA